AACGAAUCCAAGCACCGUCCGAAGUCCAACCUUCGAUACUACCGAAGCCUUUCAUCGAACACACGGACGUCGUUAUAAAGAACCCACUUGUUCUCACACUUUCGUUCACUCACGCUCUUUGUGCCCUCCGCUAUUCCCUAAUUCCUAGCUCCGAUCUUAGAUCUCUCCCUCGCCGUCUCUCUUCAAUGGCAUCCUUCACUGCAACCUCCAUCUCCAUGACCUCCCUUUCCACCCCUUUCAAGCAGUCUCGGGUCCCUGCCAGGAUCGCAAGCCCUAACUCGGUGUCCCUUUCAAUUAGAGGGAGAACUUUCCCAUCCAUCACAUUGCAGCCCAGAGUACCUCGGUUUCAAGUUGCAUGUGCUGCCAAACUGGAGACAGUGAAGAAGGUGUGCGACAUAGUCAAGAAACAAUUGGCUCUGCCAGAUGGAUCUGAUGUCACUGGGGAGUCCAAAUUUUCUGCACUUGGAGCUGAUUCUCUUGACACGGUUGAAAUUGUGAUGGGACUUGAGGAGGAAUUUGGAAUUAGCGUGGAAGAAGAGAGUGCACAGAGCAUUACCACCGUUCAAGAAGCGGCUGAUAUGAUUGAAAAUCUUCUGGAAAGGAAGAGUACUUGAAAUAGAGGGCGCACAUGAUGGUCAUCCUGGGAAUUUUUUAUUAACUUUUUUUUUUUGGAUUAUUUUGGUCAAAGUGGUCAUAAAGUCCGAAAUUUAUAUUCAUAUUUCAGUUUGAUUUUUAUCUAGCAACUGCUACAUCUCUUAUAAACAAUGCUAGGUCGCGGCUGUGUUUCUCUUUUUAUCUUGGUAGAACUGAAGUUAUUUCUUCUGUUGAAAAAAGAUGAUUUGUUGGGAGUUCGUUUACGUUAUAAAGUGUUCGGGAACCACCCUCCCACGGCAUA
Prosopis cineraria is the source of this 895-nucleotide messenger RNA. Its product is annotated as acyl carrier protein 1, chloroplastic-like. The transcript has 4 exons. The record is from RefSeq and is a predicted model, not a curated record. The coding region runs from base 186 to 614 and encodes 142 amino acids. Gene Ontology annotation, biological process: fatty acid biosynthetic process. Gene Ontology annotation, molecular function: phosphopantetheine binding; acyl carrier activity. Lineage: Eukaryota; Viridiplantae; Streptophyta; Magnoliopsida; Fabales; Fabaceae.